GAGAGCCCAUGAAGGAUAUCCAGAUGCGAGGCCUUGCUGCAUGUUACGACAUUACGCAAUACGUGCUCGAGGACACAGCGACGCGAGCAGCUCACGAAGACCGCCUACGCCCGUGCGUAUUCCGGACUUUCACGCACCUUCCGAGCAUGUUCGUCAACACCGAAUCUCAAGACGCUUCGCGCGUGUGCAAUCCUCUGUGCGCCUCGGCCAGGAUGACGUCUCGAGACCGAUGAUGACCGUCGGUGAAGCAACUGAAGACGUAGCGCAAGUGUGCGACCAGGACAUCGCUGCUUUUACCACCCAUUCGAUUGCAUCUCAGGAAGACUGGUCGCGCUGAGUCCCGCAUCUCACUUUGCCUCACCCAAGAAAAGACUACGGCAGGCGCAGGAAGGCGUAUGAUUCGGACAUCAAAUCGAAGCUCGGGGGCGAGAAUAUCUCGUGUGUUACCGUACGCGAUGUAAAUGCAUCUCCGCGUCGUCGAGCAGCACCACGGAGUGGCGCAUCGCAAGAGUCUCCUGCAGCCGGAGCGGGAGUAUUGCAGAGAGGCGUGCCAGAAGCUAAUCCAGGCGCAGGAACAUCCGUCGCAAGAAUCGAACGAAGAAAAGUUCUCUGCGCUCGCGUCGCGUGAUCAUGCCAACAACCGGAUCCCUGUCCUGCUCCCGCUCGAACCUCUCGGAAGCGAUCACUAACCUACGCUCGGUCCCGAAGGCCGCACCAGCCGGGUCAAGGUCAGGCCAGGUCGGGCCAGCGCAUGUAUCUAUCACCUUCGUCGAUACCAAUGCCCAGUACGCCAAGUCAAACAAGCCCGCAAGGCACUGCGCCCGCUUCCGAACCGGGGCGAUAACGACGGUUUCGGUAGUUGGGCUUUGAGUCGAGUAUUUGAUCGUGUCAGCGCGCCGUCGAGCGACGAGAGCCUGCUGCAGCGGUAUCAGGUCCGUUCUUGUUGUCAGAGUCUCGUUCACAGCCAACGUUUCAGUGGUACCAAACCUGUGUUUCUCGUUUUACCUUGUCUGUGACUCGCGAAUCUCGCAAUGCCAAGUUCUU
This is a messenger RNA of Phanerochaete carnosa HHB-10118-sp, 1044 nucleotides long. RefSeq lists its product as uncharacterized. The record is from RefSeq and is a predicted model, not a curated record. The transcript has 2 exons. Bases 41 to 337 code for a protein of 98 amino acids. Lineage: Eukaryota; Fungi; Basidiomycota; Agaricomycetes; Polyporales; Phanerochaetaceae.